GUAAGAAGAGAAUAGAAUAAAAUGGUUAGUCCAUCUCAUCUGAAGUUUCCCCAUUAUUUCCAUGCUUUCUCUAUGAAGUCUUCAUCUUCAUCUUCUUCUUCUUCAACACAAUUACUUAUUUCAUCCAUAAUGAAACUGAAAACCCUAAUUCAGUCUCUCGUCUUCUCCCACAUGCGACGAGCAGCCAAAGUUCUAUCCAAGGCUAAAUCAAUCCUGUCCCAGAUCUUCAAAGACAUCCAUCUCAUUCAAAUCAUCGAACCCCUCUUGAUAAUUAAUAAGAAGAACAAGGUUGACACGACCAAACUCUUUCUUGGUUCUUUCAGGAUGCAUUACAAUUGGUGCUCCGAUUCUCAUUCCAAUAUCACCCCCGACCUCCCACCCACCGCCUCCGCCUCCGCCUCCGCCGCCAUGUGGAAUUCUCUGGUCUGGAUAGAGAUAGAUGAAGAAGAAGAAGAUGGACGGAACACCUUUUCUACUUACCCUAGCUGGCUCAAGGAGAAAGACGAUGAUGAUAAUGAUGAUGGUGACAUCGACAAGAUGGCCGGAGCUUUCAUUGCUAACUGCCAUGAAAAGUUCAAACUGGAAAAGCAGGAAUCUGAGAGGAAGUUUCAAGAAAUGUUGGCUAGAAGUGUGUGAUCAGAUCUUCUUUUAAUUAAUUAUUUCUUCAUUAUAAUUUCUGGAAUUAAUUUAUAAGAUCGAUCCAUCGAUGGUGAGAAAUAAUUAAGUUAUAUCGUCAAUAUGUAUGCAGCUCAGCUCUGCAAAUCCAUUCAUCUUC
Molecule: messenger RNA, 775 nt
Organism: Impatiens glandulifera
Lineage: Eukaryota; Viridiplantae; Streptophyta; Magnoliopsida; Ericales; Balsaminaceae
Exons: 1
Coding region: 22-636 (204 amino acids)
Source: RefSeq, a predicted model, not a curated record